UCCACUGGUUUUGCCUCUUGGACCAUGGCGCUGCAAACGGGACGUUUCGUUGCAUACGUGGCGUUUGAUUUUGUUAUUCUCUCACUGUUUGGUUUUACCUCAACGGCCUGGGCAAGCGGCAGUCCUAAUGUUAUGUCACUCCUGCAGCCGUAUGAUUUUCUGUAUUACAGCGGGGUACGCGCAUAUUUUAAUAAGGAGUGGGGCAAGGCUGCAGAGCUGCUGGAGAAAUCUAUUACGACCAAGGAAUCACUGUUCAGGGUCCGCAGGCAGUGUCAUGAUGACUGCAUGGCAGCAGGGAGAGAAGUGCUAAAGAAACUGGACUCUGAAGAAGGGAGUAUGUGGGAUCUCUGGGCCUUGGACUGGGUGCAGCAGAGAGCUGAGUGUUUGAGGUACUGCAUUGGACACUCUGUCACACCUGUUGGACAGCUUCCUGUUUCUAAUGACAUAGAGUAUGAGUUUGGCACUCGCAACCCCUAUAACUUUCUGCAAGUCACCUACUACAAGUUGGAAAAGUUGCAGAGGGCUGCGUCGGCAGCUCAUACCUACUUCGUUGCCAACCCCACUCACCUGGAGAUGAGAAACAACAUUGAGAAGUACAGGCGGAUGGCAGGUGUGACCGAGGAAGAUUUUCAGGACAGAGAGAUUCACAAUGAGAAACACUGGGUCCUGUACGAUGCUGCACUGCAGCACGAGGCCACCGCUGAAUGGGAGCAAGCUGCAGAGACAUGGAAAGCUUGUGUGAAUGAAACUCUGCGGCAGACAGAGGAGUGCAGGGUGCAGUGUGAGGUCGCCUCCCAACGGCUGCCCGAGGACAGGGGAGUGGACAGCUUUGACGGCGUGUUUGAAAAGGCAGCAGCUCUCUCCCUCUCCCUGCUCUCAUGCCGGCAGUCAUGUGUGACUCAUGUGGCUACGCGACCUGGAAGGAUUUCAGCUCAGGAGGACUUCCUGCCCACACAGCUUGAGCAUCUGCACAUUGCACAGUUUAAAGCUGGUGACAUAAGCGGAGCACUGAAGACACUUCGUGCUCUCCUGCUGUUUUACCCCUCUGACAAGGACUCCUUAGACAACCUGCAGCUUUACCAUGAAACACUAGGGGGAGACACAGAUUCACAGAGCACCCAGGCUCCUCAGGAGAUUGUCACAUACGUCAAGCGCGCCUUGCAGGAGAAGAAACUGCUGUAUUUUGGUAUGGAAAGCCUCGACUUCAGUUUCACUGACCCAGAUCUUUGGACUCCAGAAGAUGUUGUACCUGAAUCGUUGAGGGAGAUCUGGAGCACUGAAAAAGAGAAAAUGAAUGAGAAAACAAAAGAGGGAGAGCAGCAAGAGGAAGUGGAUGACAGUGGGUUUUUUGCAGGGGGUCCGGUCCCUCGGGUGGGCGUGACCAUCACAAUGGAUGAUGAGAUGCUGAACGGGACCAAUCGAGUCGUCCUCGAUGGAGUCAUGACAGAGAAGGAGUGUGACAGAAUACUGCAGUUAGCAUCAGUCGCAGCGUCUCUUGGAGAUGGGUAUCGAGGACGACGGUCUCCACACACUCCCCAUGAGACGUUUGAAGGUCUGACGGUCCUCAGGGCGGUGAAGUUGGCUCAGGACGGCCUGGUGAACCAAUCAGACGCCAAGCUAUUACAUGAGCUGGGCGAAAGAGCACGAACCCUGCUGCACUCGUACUUCAGGAGCCCCUCGGGACUUUUCAUCACUUUCACACACCUGGUCUGCCGCACUGCUGUCACAGGUGACCAGAAGGGCAGGUUGGACCUGUCUCAUCCUGUCCAUGUUGACAACUGUCUCCUUGAGCCGGAGACCAAGCAGUGUUGGAAGGAACCACCAGCUUUCAUACACAGAGACCUCAGUGCCAUCCUCUACCUGAAUGACAACUUUGAUGGUGGAGAGUUGUUCUUCACUAACAGAGAUGCCAAAACAGUAACAGCUCGAGUGAAACCCAGCUGUGGUCGACUGGUUGGCUUCUCCUCGGGUCCGGUGAAUCCUCACGGCGUUACUGCAGUGACCAGAGGCCGGCGGUGUGCCCUGGCCCUGUGGUUCACGAAGGAGAAGCUCUACAGGGACAUGGAGCGAGAGGAGGCAGAGGCUGUGUGGGCUGCAGAUGGGCAGAGCGUGGUGAAAACCGACGAGGAGCCGGAGGGCGGUGCCGCCGCUAGCCGUAACGCUCGGAGCCAAGCGACAAAGGAGAAGAAACGAGAGAGAGUCAGGGUGACGGGGGGCAGGGAUGAGCUGUGACGACCAGAGCGAGCCUGACACAACAAACCCAAACUCCAUCCCCGUGAUUAUUUACCCACACAUUCACUCAUUUCAUGUUGCUGCCUGUUGAUACAAAGUUUGCAUGUGUGUAUAUACUGUAUUCAUACUGUCUAUGAUGACUGUAAAUGAGGGAAAUAAUGUCCUGUCUUCUCUCUAAUGUCAAUCUGUACUUUUGUUGCAAAAACUUUGCUGACUGAUCACUGAUUUAAAAACCAAAGAGAAUAAAAAUAAGUCAUAAAUGUGACUAUUUACCAUUUUUGCUGCUAAAAGCAUGCAGGUGCUGAACAGAGAGAGCAUUUGAUGAAGUGGCAAUAAGGCUGUGUAA
This is a messenger RNA of Archocentrus centrarchus (flier cichlid), 2578 nucleotides long. RefSeq names its product prolyl 3-hydroxylase 3 (gene p3h3). Bases 25 to 2232 code for a protein of 735 amino acids. Gene Ontology annotation, molecular function: procollagen-proline 3-dioxygenase activity; L-ascorbic acid binding; iron ion binding. The transcript is spliced from 16 exons. Gene Ontology annotation, biological process: collagen metabolic process. The record is from RefSeq and is a predicted model, not a curated record. Gene Ontology annotation, cellular component: endoplasmic reticulum. Lineage: Eukaryota; Metazoa; Chordata; Actinopteri; Cichliformes; Cichlidae.